ACGUGUUUUUUUUAAAGUUUUUUAAGUAAUUUAUUUAUUUUUAGCAUUAGAGACAUUAGAGACCACAGCAAACUAGCUUCAUUCAUUCUAGUUUUGAUUUUGAAAUCAAAGCUAUUGUCAAGUGCCUUGACUCUGGAGUUGACUCUUGAAUUGAAUUGAUUUUAUUUGGAAGAUUAACAGCAUGGCUUCAGCAGAUGCUUUUAAUGAGGCAAGAGAAUAUUUGCUCAAGGCUUUUUUCAGUGCUCCAAAACCCCCAGAUUUGCCCAAGAAAAAAACCAAGGAGCAAUCCAGCCAUUUACAACAAAAAUCACAGAACAAGAAAGGCGAUGAAAAGAAGAUGACGAGUGAUGGCUUCAAAAUAAUUUCUGAAGAAGACCUUGCAGAUGAUGAUUCCGAUAUUAGUGAUGCAUUCGAGUCUGACAUUGAGCCUGACGGAGAAGAAUCAACCUCGGAAAUAGAUGAACCUCCUAAUUCUAAUGCUACAAAAGAUGAUAAAUACACAGAUGAUGGUUUUAAAAUAGUAUCCUCUAUUCCUGAGGAUGACACUGAUGUAUCUGAUGCCUUUGAUGAAAGUGACAUCUCAGAUGAAGAGGAAAGUAUACCUUCAGAGAAUGAAAACAGUCAAACAUUCAAAUCGCUUGUAAACAUUAAAGCCAAUUCUUUUUCUUCAGAUAAACAAAAUCUAAUUUCUAAACAAAAUCUUAAUGUGAAAUCAACAGAAUCUAAUGUAAAAACAAUGUCCAACAAGUCAACAAUCGAGAAGAAAUCAGAGGGAAAUUGCAUUGAAAAUUCUAGUCAUAAUAACAAGAAAAGAAAAAGAGGAAGCAAGAAGAAAAAUACUGGCAAUAUAAAGUCACCAUAUGCUCAGGAGUCUUCAUCAUGUGCUCCAAAGAAGAAAAAAUCUAAGAAAGAAGAAACAAAUUUAUCUUCUGAAGAUAUAGAAAUUAUCAAAUCUCGCUAUCCUGCACAUGUACAUAAAAUUGUAGAAAAAUUAGAUCUGAACUGGGCGGACUUGGAGAGCAAAAAGAUGCGUGAUAAGAGGGAACUUGCAAAACUGCCUCAACCAAAACCUAUUCCCAAUUGCCAAGUGUACCUCAAGAAAUGUCCAGGCAGUGAUAAAGUACUCACAGUUUAUGAUUAUUCUGAAAAACGUGUAGCCAUUCCUUCAUCCAUAGAGAAACCUAUUAACAAGAAAGAAAAUAAGAAAAGUAAGCAGCUUAAAACUGUUCUCAAAGAUGGGGAAAAGGCUUUAACACCAGAAGAAGAAGCAAAGAUUCAACUGAGGCGUGAAAUGAAGGAACAACACCUGGAAGAACUGCGCAGCAUCAAGCGUCGGCUCAACACGGAGGUGAUCAGCAAGACUCUCGACCCUGCCACUCGAACGCUCAACAUGCUCAAGAAAAUAGAGAAGCUGGGCGGAUCUAAAGUAAAGAAACCGUUUGUGAACUACAAGUUAUACAUGGAACAAAAGAAGAGCGAGAAGGCGUCUGAGCAAGAGAAGAAACAAACGCUACUUGAUACCGGCAUGCGAGAUCUGGUGAAGAAGAAGCGCCGCGUUCGUCGCAAGCGCGACGCCAACGACGUGCCAGGCUGGGGCUCCCUAGGGGGGAGGUUCAACAAGGAGGGCGUGCGAGUCAUCGGCAGAAAGGACAAGGCUUCCCUCGACCUCAAACAAUAAACUACUUUGUGUGUC
Messenger RNA from Hyalella azteca, 1693 nucleotides. RefSeq lists its product as uncharacterized. NCBI's taxonomy places the organism in Eukaryota, Metazoa, Arthropoda, Malacostraca, Amphipoda, Hyalellidae. The record is from RefSeq and is a predicted model, not a curated record. The transcript is spliced from 6 exons. Bases 182 to 1678 code for a protein of 498 amino acids.